Messenger RNA from Dioscorea cayenensis subsp. rotundata (Guinea yam), 1145 nucleotides. Its product is annotated as derlin-2. The record is from RefSeq and is a predicted model, not a curated record. Gene Ontology annotation, biological process: endoplasmic reticulum unfolded protein response. Gene Ontology annotation, cellular component: endoplasmic reticulum membrane; Hrd1p ubiquitin ligase ERAD-L complex. Bases 164 to 898 code for a protein of 244 amino acids. Lineage: Eukaryota; Viridiplantae; Streptophyta; Magnoliopsida; Dioscoreales; Dioscoreaceae. Gene Ontology annotation, molecular function: ubiquitin-specific protease binding; misfolded protein binding. The transcript is spliced from 6 exons.
ACGAUCGAAGUAGAUAGAGCCUUCGCGGACGGCGUUGGAACCCGGUCUUCGUCUCCAAAGAUCGAAGCUUUUGUUCCUCUCCCAAGAUUCCAAAGCAUUUGCGACUGAAUUCGAUCUCUUUCGCAUAAGAAAUUAGGGUUAGGGAUUGCUCCUACCUCCGCAAAUGGCUCAGGCCGUGGAGGAAUGGUACAAACAGAUGCCGAUCAUCACCCGCUCCUACCUCACUGCCGCCGUCAUCACCACUGUCGGCUGCUCUCUCGAGAUCAUAUCUCCAUAUCAUUUGUACCUGAACCCUAAGCUUGUAGUACAGCAUUACCAGAUCUGGCGCCUGAUCACGAAUUUUCUGUACUUCCGUAAAAUGGAUUUGGAUUUCCUUUUUCACAUGUUUUUCCUUGCUCGAUAUUGCAAACUGCUCGAGGAGAACUCAUUCAGGGGGAGGACUGCAGAUUUCUUUUAUAUGCUUUUGUUUGGUGCCACUGUCUUGACUGGGAUAGUUCUCAUUGGAGGAAUGAUACCAUAUGUAUCAGAGAACUUUGCAAAAAUACUCUUUCUUAGCAACUCUCUGACUUUCAUGAUGGUGUAUGUCUGGAGCAAGCAUAACCCCUUUAUUCACAUGAGCUUCUUGGGCCUAUUUACUUUUACGGCGGCCUACCUACCUUGGGUUCUCCUAGGCUUCUCUUUUCUCGUUGGCACUAGUACAUGGGUGGAUAUUCUGGGUAUGGUAGCGGGCCAUGCGUAUUACUUCCUGGAAGAUGUCUACCCAAGGAUGACAGGUCGUCGCCCCCUGAAGACCCCGUCUUUCAUCAAAUCCCUUUUCGCUGAUGAGACUGUCGUGGUGACUCGGCCGGCAAACGCGAGAUUCGCAGCCCCACCAGCCCAAGAACUUCACCAAGAUUAAAUUCCGGGUCUGAACUUCUUGACAAAAUGCUGUGUUCCAUUACCAUUUCCCCCUUGAUACAUAACUCUGGCAUCUGCCUUUCUGGUCCUUGGUGAAAUUAGUCCUCAAUAGUUAUAUAAGCACAUUUGUUCCUCUAACUUCCCUCUGUAAUAGUUGCAGCUGAAUUUUCUUAGCCAAUCUUGUGCAUAUCCGGAUGGGGAUUUAAGAAAAAAAAUGAAGAGAAUUUUAUAAUGAUUUAUUUCUUUUA